Biomphalaria glabrata is the source of this 1391-nucleotide messenger RNA. RefSeq names its product thiosulfate sulfurtransferase-like. Bases 263 to 1138 code for a protein of 291 amino acids. Gene Ontology annotation, cellular component: mitochondrion. Gene Ontology annotation, biological process: transsulfuration. Lineage: Eukaryota; Metazoa; Mollusca; Gastropoda; Planorbidae. The transcript is spliced from 2 exons. Gene Ontology annotation, molecular function: thiosulfate-cyanide sulfurtransferase activity. The record is from RefSeq and is a predicted model, not a curated record.
CAUGUGUUUAUGUACACAGGGCAUGUACAAGGGAGAUAAUGGUGAAAAUAGAUCUUGGACUUGAAUAUGUUUACUCAUUAUUUUGAACAGACAUGCUAAAAAUAGAUAUAUUUGUGACACAGAUAUAGCCCAAUCAGUGUGACGGCCACUUGUUGGAUAGAUUCUAGUGUGUAAUAUAUCUAAGGCUUGUGAAUCGAAAGAGUAGGUUAGUGCUAGAGCUGAAUAUUCCAUAUUGAUAUAGGAAUACAAACAAGAAGAAGCUAUGACUAUACAAAGAGUUGCGGCCCUUGUUUCUUCUGGCUGGCUUCGUAAAAGUUUAUUGCAGGCCUCACGCCCUGUCCUCCUCGACACGUCCUGGGUGCCAGAGCCUCACAUCGACGGCCACAAAGAAUUUUACUCCAAGGGACACAUUAGUGGCGCCCUUUACUUUGACCUGAAGAAGAUCAGCAGCAAGCGCCCAGACUCUCCCAUCGACUGCCCCGUUCCAGACCCGAGGACAUUUCGGGAUUACGCCCAGGAGCUAGGCAUCAGGAAUGGAUCUCAUGUCGUCGUCUACGACAGCCUGAACUCCCGCUCGAGCGUACGCUCCUGGUAUUUGUUUCGCCUGUUCGGGCACGACAACGUGUCCAUGCUGAACGGUGGGAUGAAACAGUGGCAACGCGAAGGCAACGACGUCACCCGAGACCCAAGCGAGGCUCCGGAAAGAUCCGAUUUCGAGGUGAGGUUCAGAGACGAUCUGCUGGUCGAUUUCAAGGGCAUGGAGGACAUCGUCAAAAACAAGCGUGCUCAGAUCGUGGACACCAGACCGAAGUCUGGCGGCUUCUAUCCGACGGCGGAAGACAAGUCAGGCGGGCAUAUGCCUGGAGCUAAAAGCAUUCCCUUCACGGACUUUUUCAACGAAGAUGGGACAUUCAAGGCAGACCCGGACUUGAAACAGAUGAUGAUUUCCGCUGGCAUUGACAUGACCAAACCAACCGUGGCCACCUGUCAACGGGGAAUGACUGCCUGCGCCAUGGUGAUGGCGGCCUUCAAUUUGGGCAAUGAAAAGCUGCCCGUGUACAAUGGCUCGUGGUUGGAGUGGAGCGUCCUGGCAGAUCCCAAUCACGUGAUACGAGAACCUCAACGGAUGCAAACGUAAUGCUCGAGAUAUUAAUUGGAAUUCCCGUUUUUUUUUUCUGUGGUCGCACAUGUAACUUUUUUUUUUUCUGUGGUGCGCACAUGUAACUUUUUUUUCUCUCUCAAAUACAGUGUACCAUGAAGAUUGUACUGAGCCGCCACAGCUGUUUUAUUAGGCCUGUGUUUGAAUACAAUUUUGCAUGAGAAAUCCAAUAUAGAUAUUAUAAACUUUGUAUUAACAUUUCUAUUUGAAAAAGAAAAAUACUUUAAUGUGA